UUAGCUGACAUCAAUAAUGAAUCUGCCAGCCAUUGUGUUCUCACUGUUUGCGUAUACCUUGAUUACUGCAUGCUCACGUCUUGAGUUCCGUUUAGUCAGCUUGAAGUUUGACCUAGCAGGAUCAUAUUGGAUUGGUAACUUCUCUCGUGACGAGCCCGGAACUGACCAACCACCGGAGGGACAUGUUCUUUGAAGAAGCACCGCAUCGUGAACAGACCCCUUGACAUGUCAUUAUUCCAUGCUUUCACACACCAUCUGUCGUUCUAUGUCAGGAAGGCAUUUCAGGAGCCCCGCUAUCUAACACGAGGGACCGGCGAAUUUUCGACGCCGGAGUCCCUUACGCUUCAAGACUGUUAUAUCUACAGGUCGUCAACAGAAUCUAAGUUUACCACCAUAUUCACCAUGUCUGGUACCAUCACUCAGACCCCUCUCUACGGCGGUAACCAAGGCGAUGCUUUUAAUGAUAUGAACAUUUCUGGUUGGCCGGCUACACAGACGAUCGAUAAGAUCUCCGAGAUUGUCGUCCGCCACGGAGGCAUUGUUGACAAUGUUACCGUCACCUGUACUCGCACAGGCGGGCUUGCUCCCGAAACUCGAUCGCACGGCGGAACUGGUGGGAAUGCAACUACUGUUACCCUCAGUGACACUGAGUUUCUUGUUGGCGUCUACGGUCAGUAUGGCUUCGUGCGUGAGGAUUGGGGUCCUUGCAGCAUUCAUAAACUGCAACUUGUGAUUCUUGACAAGGCACGAGGAAGUGUUCGUGUUGAAGGCCCCUUCUCGCAAGGCACAGGCAUAGUAGGAACUCCCUUCUGUGUCACUGGCGAAGUGCUUGCCCUCGCCGGUUAUGAUAAGGAGAGCACUGCUCGCCCUCAACGUUACCUCCAAUCCUUGUCGUUCUUUGGCCCUUCCAACGACUUCGACUAAUCUGGAAGCUGUUCGACGUUCAAGCUUUCUGUCACGUUUUCACUGGGUGACAGAGCCAUGACAAUAUCAUGAUGUCAAGACUGAAUAUAGAAUGCACCUAUGCAUCGUACCUGUAAUUGCGUGUUUGUCUUAACAAUUGAUCACAAGUGCUUGUGUUCAUGAUGAGAGAUCGUGAAAUUUUAGAGUACUUAAGAUCAAUAUUGACUUGA
Messenger RNA from Somion occarium, 1133 nucleotides. The record is from the annotation of a GenBank genome assembly. NCBI's taxonomy places the organism in Eukaryota, Fungi, Basidiomycota, Agaricomycetes, Polyporales, Cerrenaceae.